AUGGACGACAAGACACAGGCGCUCGAGAACUAUAUCCGAGGCCACGCCUACACCCGAGCCAUAGCGUUGGCCCGCAAGGAGUUCCCCGACGACGUCGUGGGACUGGAGCUCAAAUUCGCGGAAUGGCUGCUAACCGAUGCCAACGACCCGUCCGGUGCUGUCAACCACUUCAUCGAAUCGGGCCGAACGGACAGAGCCCUGGAGGCGGCCAUUCAGGCCCAGCAGUACGACCGGGCCGUCGAGAUCGCCGCCAUUUUGGACACAAUUCCGGCGCAUUUCGGCAAAAAGAUUGGCGCGUAUUUCGCGGCCAAAGACCAGACGGACACCGCUGUGGAGGUGUACCUCAACUCCGGGUGCAUUCGCGAGGCCAUAGCGCUGCUGAACUCUGUGGGCCAGUACUCCCGCGCCUAUAAGUUGGCGCGAAAACUGAUGGACCCCUCGGAGGCCAAAGAGAUGUACGAAUCGAUCGCCAAAUCGCUGGAAACGGACGGCAAAUACAAAGAGGCGGAGAGGAUAUACAUCACCAGCGAUGACGUCGACUCAGCCAUCAGUAUGUAUAAGACGGCCAAACAGUACGAACCGAUGAUACGACUCGUCAAACAGUAUCAUCCGGAUCUCCUCACCGACACUCACCUCCAUUUGGCUAAAGAGUUGGAAAACGAGGGAUCCCUCCAUCAGGCGGAGAGUCAUUACGUGUCGGCCCAGGAGUGGAAGAGUGCGGUCCAGAUGUACACCAACGCCGCCCACUGGGAGGAGGCCUAUCGGGUCUCGCGAGCCAACGGCGGCCUAAACGCCGCCAAACAAGUGGCCUAUCGAUGGGCGCAGAGUCUGUCCUCAGCGGACGCCGCCGUCAAACUUCUGACCCGCUUCGGUCUUCUGUCACAAGUGGUCGACACAGCUGUCGAGGCAAAUGACUACGAGUUCGCCACCGCUUUGGUCACCGAAUCGGGUCCAGAGCUCAGGCAUAAGGCGACGGAAGUGCGGCUGAAGUACGCCCUAUGGCUGGAGGACGAGAAGCGCUGGUCUGACGCCGAGCGCCUGUACUGCGAGGCCAACAAACCCAAGGAGGCGGUGCUCAUGUACUUACAUACCGGCGCUUUCGACGACGCGCUCCGUGUGGCCGAAGAGGCCAUGAAUGACGAGGAAGUGGUGAGGGAUGUGUUGACAGCGCAGGCGAGGACUAUACUGGAGAGGGGAAGGCGUGGUGUGGACGACAUGAACCGAGCGGAACACCUGCUGCUGAGGGCCGGGAGGAUCGAAGUGGCCGUUAAGGUGUAUAAGGAGAACGACAUGUGGGAGGAGGCGCUGCGGGUGUGCGAGCAGUUCGCCCCCCAUCUCAUCGAUUCGGUGAAGAGGGAAAUGAUUUCGUCGAAUAGCGACCACUAUAUCCUCAGCGGAACCACUACUCCGGGCGCCAGCAGACCGUCGACCCAUCACUCAGACCUGUCGGCGCCGACGCCUAUGCUGUCCAACGAUAAGUCAGAUCUGCGACAGAGUCUGAAGAUAGCGAAACAGAACGGCGACAAAGAGUCGACGGUUCGGAUCGCUCUCCUGUUGGCCACUCAGCUCGUGAGGGAGAGGUCUUCGGCGGACGCGCUGACGGUUCUCAACGAAAACAACGCCGUCUUCGUUAUGCCUGAAACUCGCAAAAUAGUCGUCCGAAUCGGCGCCGAUUUGCUGGCCUUCGAGACCAACUCCGGUGACGUCGACGUGAGCUCUUGGAAACAGUUACGCGAUUCGCUGCUCCAAGUGAUGGCCUCUUCGGGCAGCGACUCUGAGCUGGACGUCAUCGAGAGGUACCUAUUGGUCACCCAUUGGUAUACUCUGCGGACGAUACUGAAGGCAAUGGACGGCCAGUCGAACGCCACGGAACUCGUGACGAAGAUCACCAUAUCGUUGCUCCGGUACACAGAUGUGCUGCGCGUCGAUAAGGCCUUCUACGAGGCGGGACUGGUAGCCAAAGACAGCGGUCGACUCGAGAUGGCGUUCGUCUUCUGGAACCACUUCUUGGAUUUGGUGGACGCCAUCGACGACGGAGACAAUAACGUCGAUCACUCGGACUUUGUCGACACCGACAUCCCCUUCGAGGUGCCCCUCCCGGCCCACGUGUUCGCCACCGACUCCUCCCAAGACAUACGCGAAGAAGUCAAGAGUUGGAUCCUCGAGGUGUCGAUGGAUUCGCACGUUUCGCAGUCACUGCCGGUCGAUGCGCUCCGGGAGGGAGACGUAUAUGAGGCGAGUCUCGUGAACGCCGACUCCACCCGAUGUCUGCCCUGUUUGGUGACCGGCUAUCCC
Molecule: messenger RNA, 2295 nt
Organism: Oppiella nova
Lineage: Eukaryota; Metazoa; Arthropoda; Arachnida; Sarcoptiformes; Oppiidae
Source: the annotation of a GenBank genome assembly